AUGGGAGGCACGCACUUCUUGCCGCUGAUUACGAACACUCAAGUGGCUGCCAGAAUGUUCGCAGUUGGUGAUCUGGUCACCGCACCUAAAGCCAAGGAAUUGGGACUGCUUCUGGAUGUCUACCCUAAAGAAGACUUGAUGCCCAAGGCACUGGAGCUCGCGAGGAAGAUGGCGGAGGGCUCUCCGUCAUCCUGCAGAGCUUUAAUCCAGACACUCAGACACAAGCAAGACAUGGCAAACGGAGGUCUGUCUGCUGCUUUGGAUUGGGAGGCCGAGUGUCAGGGCCGCAGUUACGCACAAGGCGAUGUGCUCGAGGGCGUAGCCUCCAUACGCGAGAAACGCGCGCCCAAGUUCUAA
Molecule: messenger RNA, 357 nt
Organism: Sphaeroforma arctica JP610
Lineage: Eukaryota; Ichthyosporea; Ichthyophonida
Exons: 3
Coding region: 1-357 (118 amino acids)
Source: RefSeq, a predicted model, not a curated record